UAUUUGCUUGGCACGGGAAGAACAAUGUUAGGCGUGAGGUACUAAGCAACGAUCAUCGGAUUUUUUUGUUUUUUAAAGUAAAAGCUCUGAAGGGCGUUUGGGUAUUACAACAACGCAAUGAUUCACGACACUAAAACUACUUAAGUGUAUGAUGAAAAAAUAUAUUUAUUAUUUUAAUGACUUGAAAACGUAUCGCUAACAUUGCACUGAUUGUGCUUUUAAGCAUUAACCUUUAUUUUAUUAAACUCUCCUCAGCCGGAAGAGAGCACAGAAAUUUCCUUGCUCGACAAACACAGCAGUGCACGUAAUUGGAAGCAGCCUUUUUUUUUUCCAACGACGACGGGUUGACAAUUUUGUUGUAUAAUUUUCUUACGAUUAGGGUUCUUGGCAGUGUGUCUCUUGUCUGUUGGGAUUUUUGUCUGCCGUUCGAAUUGGAAUGGCUGAGCCGAGCGCCAGAUAUCAGCAGCUGCCCAAUGUGGACGAGGCUGAGGCGAGCCCGCAGGUAGCUGCAGACGCGCCGCCUCCGUAUAGCAGCGCCACAGAGGAUAAUGCUGCCUACGUUGACUACAAAGAGGAUGGAAGUUUCCCCAAGCCGCCAUCUUACAAUGUGGCGACCACACUACCUUCCUAUGAUGAGGCGGAGAGAAGCAAAGCGGAGGCAGCUGUUCCUUUGGUAACUGCAAGAGAUGCAGACUUUGUGGCCAGAGAUGAUUUUGAAGAUGCUGAUCAGCUAAGGAUAGGAAAUGAUGGCAUCUUCAUGCUCACCUUCUUCAUGGCAUUCCUCUUCAACUGGAUCGGUUUCUUCCUGUCCUUCUGUUUGACCACUUCAGCGGCCGGCCGCUACGGGGCCAUCUCAGGCUUUGGGCUCUCGCUCAUCAAAUGGGUCCUCAUCGUCAGGUUCUCCACAUACUUUCCUGGGUACUUUGAUGGACAAUAUUGGCUGUGGUGGGUGUUCCUGGUGUUGGGCUUCUUGCUCUUUCUCCGAGGCUUCAUCAACUACACCCGAAUCCGCAAGAUGGCUGACACGUUCUCCACACUGCCCCGCACCAGAGUCCUCUUCAUCUACUGAGCUCAGUGGCAUCGUAUUUCCUUUGGGGUGGGAGACUUAUUUACUAUCAUUCCUCUGCUUGAUAUAAAAAAAAAAAAGACCAUCAACAAACAGUUGGUUCUCUUUUGGUGUAAACCAGAAAAAAUAAAUACCUUCACCUGUUUUGUGUUGUAAAAGUGCUGAUUGCGGAUAUAACGUUGUAUGCCUUA
Molecule: messenger RNA, 1257 nt
Organism: Syngnathoides biaculeatus (alligator pipefish)
Lineage: Eukaryota; Metazoa; Chordata; Actinopteri; Syngnathiformes; Syngnathidae
Product: NEDD4 family-interacting protein 1-like
Exons: 7
Coding region: 437-1069 (210 amino acids)
Biological process (GO): metal ion transport; positive regulation of protein ubiquitination; ubiquitin-dependent protein catabolic process
Cellular component (GO): Golgi apparatus; perinuclear region of cytoplasm; endoplasmic reticulum
Molecular function (GO): WW domain binding
Source: RefSeq, a predicted model, not a curated record